This is a messenger RNA of Mya arenaria, 2740 nucleotides long. Its product is annotated as diacylglycerol lipase-beta-like. NCBI's taxonomy places the organism in Eukaryota, Metazoa, Mollusca, Bivalvia, Myida, Myidae. The transcript has 14 exons. The coding region runs from base 345 to 2369 and encodes 674 amino acids. The record is from RefSeq and is a predicted model, not a curated record. Gene Ontology annotation, biological process: lipid metabolic process.
CCACGCUCUUAGACACAUGUUUGACAAGGUAGCCAAUAUGGCUGCGCCCAUGAAUUCAAAACAACACCCAUAACACAUAUUUGUGUUAAACAGUGAUAAACAUUUUAAAGUGUUGAUAUUUUACUUUAAAUCAGUAAACCAUGUUAAUGCAGUUAUUGUUAACUCGAUAUAAGCUUUAAAAUGUACUUAAAUUAAAAGUGUAGAAACUAUAUAGAUAUUUCAAUUUCAAGGAAAACCGGAAAUUAUUCACGGAAGACCCACUCAAAUCGGUUUUCAAGUGACAUUAUUUAUUUAACUAGUUAAGUCGGUGAAAUUUAUACUGUCGAUGUUGUGAGUGCACAAAAAUGCCACAACUUCAAGCAUUUAGAAGAAAAUGGGCAAUUGGAAGUGAUGAUUUUGUAUAUCCUGGUCUUGGAGAAAUAUUCCUUCGUAUAAUUUGGUUGGUCGUUGUUUCUGUUAUAUUCCAUCUCCACAAGGAUGCAUUCAAUUGCAAAGGAGGAGAUUUGUUACAUGCUUACUUUGUUGGCUUACUGACAUUACUUGUUGUCAGUAUCCUUAUGGCAUCUGUGGUGGUUUACUUGAGCAUGCAAGGAACGAUUACUAACCAAUGGCCAAGGAGAAAAAUAACAAUUCCUUUAUACAUUAAAGUAGCCAUUUGUUUGCCAGAGUUGGCUUGGAACAUCAUGGGCACAUACUGGUCAUUUGGCAUAUCUAGUGGAUGUGAGGUACCUGUUGUGUUGACAGUAAAAGCAGUAGUUCUUACUGGCUGGGUCAUUGGAAUAAUUGUAUUGGUUGGCCUAGGAAUUGUUUUUGAUCCACUUGGUGCAAUCCAUGGGUCCUCUACUGCAUCUAAGGAGCAAGCCCAAAGACUUUGGCAAACAAGAUGUAAAAUACUCUGUUGCUGUGUUGGCUGUGAUGAAAAAAGUAUAGCUGCUUUCAAUGGAAUAGCUGAGAUUGUUUCAAACUUUUUUGAGGGUGUAGAUCUUGUUCCCACGGAUAUCGCAUGUGGCUUAAUCCUUGUUCAUCGAAUUCAGAAGAAUGAACAACAUAGGCUUAAAUCAGUUGUUGUCCAAACCAGAGAUUUACAAAGGCCAGAUACACAUACCAACAGUAUUCCUAGUUCUUCAAGUUAUCCUGCCCCUAAACAUUGGAUGACAGUGCCAUUAAUGUGCCACUACAUGAAGUUUGCUAUGGCUAGCUAUGGAUGGCCUCUCUACGUAUUUACCCAUCUUUUAACUGGUGCUUGCCGUUUGUGGCCACAGUGCAGGUGCUGCACAUGUACCAAGUCCCAUGGUGAUGUGACGAACGACAACUGCUGUCUGUGUAAUACCGCUUCCAUACACAAAACCACCGGGACUUAUCCAGAUGAUAUUGUCUAUGCUUCAUUUCAUAAUAAGAUUUACGAAAUUCCAUUCUUUGUCAGUAUUGAUAGAAAACAUAACGCAGUCGUGGUUGCUGUGAGGGGAACACUUUCUCUGAAAGAUGUGAUAACAGACCUGACAGCAGAGUGUGACUCCCUGGACAUUGAGGAUCUUGAGGACUGUAAGGCACACCGGGGCAUCCUGCAGGCUGCCAAGUAUGUGCAGGAAACACUCGACAAACACAGAAUACUCGAGAAUGCUUUUGACAUAGCACAGGAGGGUGCCCAGCUGGUGAUCACGGGCCACAGUCUGGGCGCUGGUUCAGCUUCCCUUCUUGCCAUUCUCCUCAAGCCCAAGUACCCAGACCUCAUCUGCUUCGCUUUCUCUCCAUCUGGUGGACUUAUGAGUCUUCAUGCUAGCGAGUACUGUCGAGACUUUGUCUGUUCUGUGGUUCUGGGGAGAGACAUUAUCCCACGUCUGGGCAUUCACACCAUGGAAAGGCUCAAGGCUCAGCUGCUGCGGGCUGUACAGGCUUCUGACAUGCCAAAGUACCAGUUGCUGGCCAGUGGAGUGUGGCAGAUGUUUUGUGGGUUGGGGGAGCCAAGCCCUCCCCCUAGUGAGGAAACAGAGGUACACACACCCCUCAUCUCUGACACCCACCCCACCCCUUCAUAUGCCCGGCACCAACCAGAUCUGCAGCCAAAACCAAUAGGGGUUGCUGCGGGCAUUGCUGAGCGACAGAGGGAACAGCGUCUGCUCACCCACACCUGGAUGUAUCCGCCAGGCCACAUUUUACAGAUCAUUGAGGCCUCUGAGAAAGUGUCUUGCUGUGGAGAGCCUGACUAUGAGGCCGUAUGGUCACAGCCUGAGGAAUACAAGGAGGUGCUGGUCAGCCCAAAGAUGUUGUCUGACCACAUGCCUGACGCAGUCAUGAAGGCCCUCGACCAGCUGAUGGACCGGGGCAUCCUGCCAACCACCCAGCCCAUUGAUGGGCAAAUCAUUGUGUGACUAUGUGUCCUGCCCGGCUCCCAUUCCCUAACACUGCCAUCAUCCCAUGACAGGAGACGAAGCAAUCUCCAUGUGACAAGGAGUGGAGUAAUAACUGUCUUUUGGAAUUUAUAUAUGUUUUUAUAGAGAAUUGAGUUAUGAUCUCCAUGAAAGAAAGUUUCCUUGUCAGUGUUCCAUGUCUUUUAGACAAACAAUUCAUUUGACUAUUUUUGUACUUCUUAUACAUCUUCAUAUUUUUGUAUUAACUGUUUCCAGUUUAAUAUUAUGGCUAAAUUUUUAAUCAAACCAACUUUUGUUAUCUUCUGUAUGUAAUUGGUGCACAGUAUGGAAGUUUUCACAUUGAACUUUUCAACAAUAAACAAUUCAACAAA